UCAUCUUCCCCCUUCUUCUUCAUCAUCAUCAUCAUCAUCAAAGUCUCUCUCUCUCCCUCUCUCAUCUACUUUCUCUCUCUAGUUAUUCUUUUUGUUUUUUCUAAGAUCUCUCUAGUUAUUCUUCUGAUUAUUGAGAGGACAAUAAUGUAUGCCUUAGCACCAUUGUUUCCAAAUAAGCAACAAGAAUGGUGUCCUGCUUCAACAAUGGAGUAUCCAUGGCUGUCUCAAGCUGAUUCCUUCUCUCCUACUUUGCAUCUUCCUUCUUUCCUUUAUCCUUCUUUGGAUCAAUCAGAUGAUUCCAAGAGCUAUAGUAUCAAUCAUCAUCAUCAUAUGAGUCUUAGUCAUAGCUAUGGUACUAAUAGUAACAGUAACAAUGGUCAAGAGAAGGAAGAAGAAGAAGAUCGAGGAACGGUUUUUGAGAAGAAACUGAAUCACAAUGCAAGCGAACGCGACCGCCGUAGAAAGCUAAACGCCUUAUACUCUUCACUUCGUGCCCUCUUGCCUCCUUCUGACCAAAAGAGGAAGCUGAGCAUUCCAAUGACGGUAUCAGGUGUGGUUAAGUAUAUACCAGAGCAGAAGCAAGAGCUUCAACGUUUGUCUAGGAGGAAAGAAGAGCUCCUGAAGAGAAUCUCCAGAAAAACAGCGACUUUGAAUCAUCAGCAAGAACAGCUGGGAAAUAGAGCAAAGAUGGACUCGAUAGAUUCUUCCUCCCAAACGUUCGCAGCAAAUUGGAUCACCGACACAGAGAUAGCUGUCCAGAUUGCUACAUCAAAAUGGGCAUCUAUCUCUGACAUGUUGCUUAGGUUGGAACAAAACGGGCUUGAUGUCAUAAGCGUUUCUUCUUCGGUUUCUUCCACUGCAAGGAUCUUCUACACUCUGCAUCUUCAGAUGAGAGGAGAUUGCAAAGUGAGAUUGGAGGAACUCGAUGGUAUGCUUUUCUUCGGAUUACGUCAAUCAUAUUGAGAGAUGAGAGUUUCAAGAAGUGAAUCUUGGUAGUUACUGUUAGAC
This is a messenger RNA of Eutrema salsugineum, 1008 nucleotides long. RefSeq names its product transcription factor bHLH101. Gene Ontology annotation, biological process: regulation of transcription by RNA polymerase II. Lineage: Eukaryota; Viridiplantae; Streptophyta; Magnoliopsida; Brassicales; Brassicaceae. Gene Ontology annotation, cellular component: RNA polymerase II transcription regulator complex. The transcript has 3 exons. Gene Ontology annotation, molecular function: RNA polymerase II transcription regulatory region sequence-specific DNA binding; protein dimerization activity; DNA-binding transcription factor activity, RNA polymerase II-specific. The coding region runs from base 145 to 963 and encodes 272 amino acids. The record is from RefSeq and is a predicted model, not a curated record.